Molecule: messenger RNA, 1901 nt
Organism: Ooceraea biroi (clonal raider ant)
Lineage: Eukaryota; Metazoa; Arthropoda; Insecta; Hymenoptera; Formicidae
Product: heat shock factor 2-binding protein
Cellular component (GO): cytosol
Source: RefSeq, a predicted model, not a curated record
UCAAAUUCAAGAAACUGCUAAUAACUUGGAAAUUCCCUAGAAUCUGUGGCCGGGACGUCACACCUCUCCCGCGUGUAGCGUGCAUCCGGUCGGGCGCAUCUUAUCUUAUCGUACGAUGAACGGAAACGAAGUUACGGCAAAACCUUUGCGAUCGUGUAUGCAGGGAUGUGUACGCUGCUUCCAGGUUACGGAAACGUCGAAUUAACAUCGUGACGUCAUAUGUCACGUCACAGCGAAUUUUGCGACUGAUCCGAAAAAUGUAAUCCGCGCGCAACGUUUGCGAGUACAUCCUGGCCCGUCUGUGAUAACGCGAAAGCACACAUGGAGGAGUUUAAUAUAAAAAACGAACGUGAACUCUUGACUUCCUUGGAGCCGAUCCUGAAUUCCACCGAAAAUAAUCUCCACAAAUUCAUAAUCCCGCGAACCUUUGCAGCAAGUAAUCCCAAAUGUGGAUCUUGCAACGGGGAAACGAACGGCCAACGGGGAGACGAACAGAGCGCGAGGGAAAUAACAGCGUUGAAAUCGGAAUGCAAAGAAUUGCGUGCUCGGGUCGAGCGUUUAACGGGAGAGAAGGACGCCGCGUUCGAAGAGAUGGAACGCUUGAAAGAUCAACUAUUAAGUCAGAGUACCUAUUGCGCAAGCCUCGGGGCGAUAUUAGGUAACUUGACGUGGCGUGCCUCCAGAUUCCCGCAAAUAGUCGAUAUUUGGCUAUCGACCUUUCAGGACAAGAUAGGAGAAUUUCUGUCGUUAAUAAACGGGACUUUUGAGGCGUUCGUUGAUACUUACAAAGGCGCGUUUCCUCCAACGAGUAACGUCGAGUAUCAGUUCAUGAUGGGACUCCUCGGUAUCGUUACCAACGUAUCCGCGAGCCCGGAAGGUCGCCAAUUUUUAAUCACAAAUUCCAACGGUAUGGAAUUUGUGCGGAAGAUGGUUAAACUCACGCCCGAAUUACCAUUAGCACCCGGUGUAUUGCCUUUAAAAAAAUUAAUACUGAUGGUCCUGUACAACGUGAGCUUGAACAAAACCGGCUUGCAGUAUCUGCUCGAGUUGCACGUGGGAGACACGUUAAGUCAUUGUCUGGAGGAGGAUAAACUGUCGGAGAAGAAAUCCUCGGAAGAAUUGCAACUGCUCUGCCUUCGCAUACUGCAAUCCGUCACUUACGACCUCAGGAAACCAGAAUACAUUCGGGAUCUCACCACGAAGAUCCCGAUCGAAAGAAUCAAGACCAUGAUGUUCGCGCCGCGGAGCGACAUAAGCGAAGUGGCGAAACAAGUCGUCAGGCAUUUACGGGACAGCUAAAAAAAUUCUCAAGCGUUUGAUAUCUCGCUUGAUGUAUCGCGAAGCUGAAUGGAUUUCCUCUCCCUACGAAUGCAUUACAUUUUGCAAAAACAUUUCGUUAAACGCUUUUCUUGUUUUUCUCACAUAAAAUAUGUUUUUCUCAUGUUUAACAUACCUAUAAGUGUUACAUAUGAUAGUCGUACGUCACAAUAGUCUAUAAAUUUGAUCGGACAUUAAUUUCUCAAUUUUGUUUUGUACGUAACGUAUAGAUUAUGUUAGUGAUAUUUACUACCGUUAAACUUCUCGACGCGCGAAUCUACUUCACUAUCAUUACAGCCAAUAAUAGACUACUACCAGACUACGGAACUACCAUCCUUGAAACAUAUGUUGGCAGCUACUACCACGAGGGUUGUCGACAAUAUCGAUCUGCAAAGAGCAGGAACGAAACAAAAACGAUCGUGCGGAAUGCAGUGCGCUAUGUAAAGGCAAGUUAUUACGUUAGUCAUACAAGGGUCGCUUGAAUUAUUUUUCUGUCAAUAUUCGUCACAAUGUGACAAAACAAAUGGAUUAUAUAUAGCAAUGAUGUCAACCUCAGUUGAUAACAAGUAAACUAGUUUUCUCGA